This is a messenger RNA of Cuscuta europaea, 1733 nucleotides long. NCBI's taxonomy places the organism in Eukaryota, Viridiplantae, Streptophyta, Magnoliopsida, Solanales, Convolvulaceae. The record is from the annotation of a GenBank genome assembly.
AUAAAUAGUAAAUAUAUAUAUCCAGAAAAUAGCAUAGUACAAUGCAUCAAAACUACAAAGCUAGCUAUACUAACUAAAAUAGUAUCAAACCAUUCAAACCCCCCCCCCCACCCCCAGAGAGGGUAGGGGAGAGAAAUUUUUAUGGUACAAUCCAAAACGGCGCGGGACAAGCCCCAACUCGUAUCACAAAAAUCAAGUAACCAAAGUUGGACCGGCUCAAAAGAGCAUGUCCAGUAACGAGUCAAACCCUCUCGUAAGGGGCUGUGCAUGAACCAAAAGGCCCAAUCACAGCAAGUAGAGAACCCAGUAACCAAUUAAAGCGGCAUCUCCUAACAUCCCUAUCGUGGGCCGAAAAACCAGCAAGGUCCAACAGGAGAGCCCACCAGCGCUACAACCCACAACAGCAAUCCAGGCAACCUGUCAUUCCAUCUUCCAGUUUCACACGCUUGGGCCUCAAAACCAGCAAGCAAGUCCAACAGGAAAGCCCACCAGCAAUUUAGCCCACAACAGCUCAACAGCAAACCGGCGCACCAUCGAUUUAGCUUAACUCGCGUGGGCCAAGAAGCCAGCAAGUCCAAAGCCCACCAGCGUGACAGCCCAUCCGCGUAGCCCAGCAGUCUUGCCGAAAAUUAGGGCAACAACCCAGCACUCCCAGCAGUCCAUCGUUCGAUCUGCGCCGUAGCCAAAUUCAAAAUUCAAAAACAGUGGCUGGUCAAACGACAGCCUGGUCAACAGACAUACUGUCAGUCAAACCCACCCCACCCCACCCCCAGCCACCCCUUUCAGCGCCGGUACCACCAAUCGGUCAGGCGGCUGGAGAAGCGAGGGUCAAACCCAAACCGGAGAAGCACCCCUGCAGUCUGAGAAUCCACUUGCCACCACUCACCCCCGUCGAGCCCCGGCGACCCUCGGCGGCGUAGGUGAAAUGACAGAGCCAUGGCAGAACAACAGUAGCCGGACACCAGAAAACUCAGUAACUGAAGCAAUCCACAGUCCAAGCAGCAAGACGAACCAGACUUGAGGGAUAAACAGAACCAGAAUGCGGAAGAAGGAGACCAGCCCGAGCCUAAAAUCCUAUUCAGCAACUACCGGAGUAACCGCAGGUUAGGACACCAAAACUCCGGCCCCGGUGGCUACGACUCCAUCCCCUAAACCUUGGCCAAGCUUAGGAGUUGUACCGCGUAGUGAAAAGUGGAGGCAACGUGAAAGAACUACACCGGGACCCUUUACCCAGUGCUGCCACGAAAAGACGGCCACCACCCAGAAGAUGAAACCCGCCAGAGAACAAGGCAGCUACGAACUCCGGUAGGUCCCGAAUCACCCUCAGGACAAACCUGGUCAAUCACCGGCGUUACCCACCACCUAUGCAUCGCCCAAAGCUUAAAUCCCAACCCAAACCAACGUCCUGUCCAAAGACGAGAAGCUGCGACGCCCGAGGUUUUCACCCGGGUUGUAGAGCGAGCGACAAGGGAAAGAAAGCAACGUACCAUGGAACCAUCGUUUGGUUAGUGAACCGGCAAGCCAGACCUCAAGGCAGUCAUCUCCUCCGAUUUCAAGCUAUGUCACCCCCUAGAUCUGCUCUGCCCACCAGGAGGGCUCCGGUGCCGGCGCCGGCGGCCACUGCGAGUGGUGGUGCCGGAAGAGUAGAAGAGAAAGUAGAGAAUUCUAGUGAGAGAAGCUGCUCUCAACUCAUCUUACCGCUUAUCGGAUGUCAUUUAUAUCAUUUGUGUGUG